This is a messenger RNA of Nannospalax galili (Upper Galilee mountains blind mole rat), 4317 nucleotides long. It is a transcript of the gene Cog3, whose product is annotated as component of oligomeric golgi complex 3. Bases 116 to 2521 code for a protein of 801 amino acids. The record is from RefSeq and is a predicted model, not a curated record. The transcript has 23 exons. NCBI's taxonomy places the organism in Eukaryota, Metazoa, Chordata, Mammalia, Rodentia, Spalacidae. Gene Ontology annotation, biological process: Golgi organization; intracellular protein transport; intra-Golgi vesicle-mediated transport. Gene Ontology annotation, cellular component: membrane; COG complex; cis-Golgi network.
UCGGCCCGCCCCGGCGCGGCUGCGGUGCUGGAAGCCUGGUUCUCCCGGAAGUUGCUGGCCGGGUCUGACUGGGUCCCCUCCGCUCGGCGCUGCUGAGGGGCCGGGCGCGGCGGGGAUGGCGGAGGCGGCGCUGCUGCUACAGCCGGAGGCGACGGCCGAGCGGGACGCUCGCGAGAAGCUGGCCCUAUGGGAUCGGAGAGCCGACUCGAUGGCGCCGCUGACAGACCGGCAGACCGACUCUGUGCUGGAGCUGAAGGCGGCGGUGGAGGACCUGCCGGUGCCCGCCGAGCUCCCAAUUGAAGACUUAUGCAGCUUAUCAUCCCAGUCACUGCCCAUUGAGCUGACUUCAAUAGUGCCUGAAUCUACAGAAGACAUUCUUUUGAAGGGCUUCUCUUCCUUAGGCAUGGAAAAAGAAAGAAUUGAGACCGCUCAGCAGUUUUUCUCAUGGUUUGCAGAGCUUCAAACUCAGAUGGAUCAGGAUGAAGGAACAAAAUACAGACAGAUGAGGGAUUACUUGUCUGGGUUUCAGGAGCAGUGUGAUGCUAUAUUGAAUGAUGUAAACAAUGCUCUUCAGCAUCUGGAAUCAUUGCAGAAACAGUAUCUUUUUGUGUCCAAUAAGACAGGAACUCUACAUGAAGCCUGUGAACAGCUCCUAAAAGAACAGUCGGAACUUGUUGAUUUGGCUGAAAACAUUCAACAAAAGCUUUCUUAUUUUAAUGAAUUGGAAGUUAUUAACACAAAAUUGAAUUCCCCCAAUUUUAAAGAUUAUCCUGUUUACUUACUGAAGUUUAAACAAUGCCUUUCUAAAGCUUUGCAUCUCAUGAGGACAUACACUGUGAACACGCUACAGACCCUCACAAAUCAGUUAAUAAAAAGGGACCCUUCAUCAGUACCUAAUGCAGACAAUGCCUUCACGUUAUUUUAUGUGAAAUUUCGAGCUGCUGCCCCUAAAGUCAGAACUCUCAUUGAACAAAUAGAACAACGAUCUGAGAAGAUACCCGAAUACCAGCAACUGCUAAAUGAUAUCCACCAGUGCUACCUUGAUCAGCGGGAGCAUCUUUUGGGCCCAAGUAUAGCUUGUACUGUCACAGAGCUGACCAGCCAAAACAACAGAGAUCACUGUGCCUUGGUUCGCAGUGGCUGUGCCUUUAUGGUCCAUGUAUGCCAGGAUGAGCACCAACUUUACAAUGAAUUUUUCACAAAGCCGACGUCAAAAUUAGAUGAGCUUUUGGAGAAACUGUGCGUAUCGUUGUAUGAUGUGUUCAGGCCAUUGAUCAUUCAUGUUAUUCACUUAGAGACUUUAUCGGAACUUUGUGGGAUCCUUAAAAAUGAAGUGCUUGAAGACCAUGUACAGAACAAUGCUGAACAACUGGGGGCAUUUGCAGCUGGAGUAAAGCAGAUGUUGGAAGAUGUGCAAGAGAGGCUUGUAUACCGAACCCAUAUCUAUAUUCAGACAGACAUCACGGGCUACAAACCAGCUCCUGGAGACCUGGCAUAUCCUGAUAAGCUAGUCAUGAUGGAGCAAAUUGCACAGAGUUUAAAAGAUGAGCAAAAGAAGGUACCAUCCGAAGCUUCGUUUUCAGAUGUUGGGUUGGAAGAAGCAGAGUCUAACAGUUUAACAAAACCUGGUUCAACAGAUUCCCUCAAUCCUAGACCACAGACCACGAUUUCUCCAGCAGAUCUUCAUGGGAUGUGGUAUCCCACGGUUCGAAGAACGCUUGUCUGUCUCUCCAAAUUGUAUAGAUGCAUAGAUAGGGCGGUGUUCCAAGGAUUAUCACAGGAAGCAUUGUCUGCCUGCAUUCAGUCCUUACUAGGAGCGUCAGAGUCUAUCAGCAAAAACAAGACUCAGAUUGAUGGACAACUUUUCUUAAUUAAGCACCUUUUGAUUCUUCGAGAACAAAUUGCUCCAUUUCACACUGAAUUCACCAUUAAGGAAAUUUCCCUGGACCUCAAGAAAACUAGAGAUGCAGCAUUUAAAAUCCUGAACCCUAUGACUGUUCCAAGAUUUUUUAGGCUGAAUAGCAACAAUGCCUUGAUAGAGUUCUUGUUGGAGGGUACUCCUGAGAUAAGAGAACAUUAUCUUGACUCUAAGAAAGAUGUAGACCGGCACCUUAAGUCGGCCUGUGAGCAGUUCAUUCAGCAGCAGACUAAGCUGUUUGUAGACCAGCUGGAGGAGUUCAUGACAAAGGUCUCUGCAUUAAAAACAAUGGCCACCCAGGGAGGCCCCAAGUACACCCUCUCACAACAGCCUUGGGCACAACCAGUAAAGGUCAAUGACCUUGUGGCCACUGCUUAUAAGACAAUAAAAGCGAAGCUGCCGCUGACAUUGAGAAGCAUGUCACUGUACCUGUCCAAUAAAGACACUGAGUUCAUCCUGUUUAAGCCUGUUAGGAAUAACAUUCAGCAAGUCUUCCAGAAAUUCCAUGCUCUGCUGAAGGAAGAGUUCACCCCUGAAGACAUCCAGAUCAUUGCUUGUCCUUCCAUGGAGCAGCUCAACCUCCUGCUGUCUGUUUCUAAAUAAGCCCGCUGAGCCACAUGUGUCAUCAGUCUACCCUGUAGGAGAGGCCUGAGGAAACCUGCAGCGUACAGGAUGCUGAGGUCUGCUACGUGGGACUGUCCUUGAAUACUGCACAGGCAUGUUGCUCAGUGCUGCCUACAGGAGGAACCCUAAGCCAAGUGUGGAAAGAUCAGUUUCCUUUUUAAAGACAUCAAAACGCCAAAGAUUAUUUGAUGAGCAGGGGUAGCUGCCUCAUUAUCAGAAAUGGAGAGUUAUAGGAGAUGGCCACAGGGGCUUGAAGUGAAAUGUUCCUUCACAAGGAUUGUGCAAUAAAAAUAGGUUACAAUAGAUAGUGUAGGGAAAGUUUAUGGACAUGCAGUUAACUGGAAGGCUGCUAUAAGUAAAGUGCUCCUCUGCGAAAUACUGCAACACUUUGACCCACUGAACAUUCCACAGUGACUGUUUAUUUGGAGAAAUCGUAUUUCUAUACUCAAAUGCAAUGUUUCUCCCUGCCAUGUUGAAGUUGAGUUGGGAUUUAUUAGUUGCUUCUGGAAAGACAUCUUGCUUUCUUGGACUUCAAGGUAUUAUCUUGUGGGCUUGAUGUGAGGCAGUUGAAAGAAGCCAAGGCCUUGUGUAAGAUUCCAGCACCUCUCCUUGAACUGCUAGGUAGGUGUGGUCUCACUAAUGUGGAUCUGCAUACCACAGUUGCCAGUGUGUGGAUCGGAAUCACCAGUGAAGGUGUCUUAAAUCUGGCACCUCCCAGAGAGAAGGAGCCCUGGGAGGCUGCGUGUCUUCUGAAUGCAACUUAGCUGCUGGCCUUCUACAUGCUGGGGCCUUUGGCUGCAGCCAUCCUCUGAAACAUGAGCACUCCUGUAUGUCUCUGGCUGCCCAUGCUGUGUUAGGUGCUAGCCUUAGAGGGUCCCCAGUCCUGCCACAGCCAAACAAAUUUCACAUGUAUACCCAAGUCUGACAAACACUGCCCAUGUCUUAAACCACCACACCAGUCAAGGAUCACGGAUUAUGAACAUCUGUGAAUUUUCCUAAAGAUUCUUUUUUGAAUUUGGGAUUAGAUUGGCUUUGUUCCUGGUGUUGCAGUAAAUGUGACCUGCUUCUUGGUUCAGAAAGAAUUCUGAAUUAUUAUUCAAACCCCCGUCUGGAGGGUAGGACACUGCUGAGGGCUCUGAAAUGGGGCUGGCGACCAGAUGGCAUAGACUGUAUGAUGGUAGCAGCUUCUCUUGCUUAUUGAAGGCUCUUGCACAGUGGGUCACCCAUCCUGAUAGAACAGCUCACUUGUUUUCAACCCAGUUUCAGUUGGUGGUGGAUAAUGCUUGGUAGAGCAUAUUACUUUAUAUUUUGGGAAGGCAGAAGGUAAGAGGGUCCAUAUUUUUUUCUUUGCCAUGAAAUGAACGAGUUAGAAAGAUUGUAUUUACUGUUUUAAAUACAUCUAAUGUGAUAAACUGUAAUAUCCAGUUUUGUGUAUUAUAUGUACAUUGGGUGUUUAAAUAGCCUUUCCAAAGAAAUGAGGGCAUGAUUAUUGUACAGUACUGUGACUGAGUAGAUUGAUGUACAUAGCAGAGCGUGUUCUUCAGGAUAAAAGUAUUUAAUGGCACUUGUUCUUGUGUUUUGAUUUUUUGUUUCUGAAACACUCGAACACCUUACAAAGUGCUAGGUAGGUGGUAAUGAUUCAACUUGUUUGCUAAAUGAAUAUUUGUUUAAAUCUGUACAGUUUCAAGUGUUUACUUAUACAGAAUGUAUAUACUUUCAAAUAAUUUAAAAUGCUUUAUAUUAUUUGGCUAGAAAUUGCUGUUUUUAAUAAAUGA